Molecule: messenger RNA, 2624 nt
Organism: Labeo rohita (rohu)
Lineage: Eukaryota; Metazoa; Chordata; Actinopteri; Cypriniformes; Cyprinidae
Product: keratin-associated protein 10-10
Exons: 9
Coding region: 368-1426 (352 amino acids)
Source: RefSeq, a predicted model, not a curated record
GGAACUUUUAUAACUAUGAACCGGUGUGUCUGACAGCGAAAUUCGACCGAAGAUUGCAAUUUCUGUGAUGUAACAUCGAUAGACACACUGAGAUGCCGCCUGUUUCAAAUUCAAAUACAUGCGCCAGUGGAACCCGAAUGAAUGUGGCUCUGUUUUGGCCAAACAAUUGACAUCUAUUCAAAGAAAUUGACUCUGAUGACAUGCUCCGCUGCAGAUCAAAGCAGAACAUCAUGAUCAGAGGUCACAGGAGGUUAGGCGCGUUCCGCAAUGCCAAGUAUGACAGGUCAGGUUUGCAUAGCUCUCGGGGAACAUUCGUCUCCAACGUCAUGGAUGCAAACCACAGUGCGACAAUAAGUCACAGGCAAAGAUGGCGCUGGGAGAAAUACAUUGCACUAUUGAUAUAAGCAAGGCUCGGAGGUCUUCGAAAACAGGCUUCCUGUUUUUUCUUUUAUUGCAAAUGAGUGUGCUCUCUGAAGUGUGGACGUCUGAUUCCACAACGGAUACAGCCACAACCACUGUGACAACAGAUGCUAUGUCAUCUACAAUGUCAGAAACUGCAAGCCAGAGUUUGACAACUGCGAAUACAGUAAGCGUAUCCUCCUCCACUGACCAGUCGUCAUCUAUGGCCACAUCAGGCUCAUCCAUGACAGCUUCACAGAGCACUAACAGUAGCAUUAACAAUGCUACUGGUGCCUUGACAGGCAUUAAUAGUACGGACACAGCGAAUACGUCUUCCGAAAAUUACAAUGGGCUAUCCUGUCCAACAUUUGGUUGCACUACGAAUUGUUACGCCCAGUACAUGAACACGACGGCAAAGUCUUGCAAAUCCAGUGAAUAUUUCUGUGAGAUAAUGAAACAGGACGCAGGUUACUCUGUCAGCUGCAGUGCCUCAUGUGGCGUGUCCUGCGGGAACGGGACUCUCGGUAAUUGCUCCGUGAGCUGUUGCAACACAACCAACUGCCUCAACAACACUCUGCUUAGCAUGUCCAAUUCAGCCAGUUCCACAGUAGCUACAACAAAACCUACUACUACAACCACAACCAUAAAGGCCACAGUUCCAGCCACCCAAGCAAACAAUGGCAAGAAGUGUCAUAAUAUCAAGUGUAAUGGGGCAACAUGUUACAAAACCAACAAUGCCGCUAUCAUGAUGUGUCCAGUUGGUCAGGACUACUGCAUGCUACAAAAGACAUCUGGCACCCCAGAAAGCUGGCAGGCGGGUUGCAGUACAGAUUGCAGAAAGAUGACAGUUUGUACAAGCACCACUACUACCUGUUACUUGGAGUGCUGCAAUGCCACUACAUCUGCCUCAUGCCUCAAACUGACAGGCGACGUGAACAUGCCCAGCUCCGCCACCAGGGGACUUCACUGUCCCACACUGCUCACGGCCUCUUUGCUGCUCCUCUGGAUAGUUAAAGUCUUUACUUGAGCGUAAAAAAGUCGCAUUCAAUAAGCAGUCCAGGGAAGCUCAGUUUUCUAUUAGGAGAGUGUUUGUGUGUUUUAAAGCUGAUUGUACUUCUUCUACUGUCACUUUUACAUUAUUUGUGAUACAAGCAAAUGAAGGUGUGUGUGUGUGUAGGGUCAGUGUGAGAAGCAGAAUGUGUGUUUGUGUGUGUGAGUGUUAGUGUGAGUGUGAGUGUGUGUGUAUAUAUGUGUAUAGAUGCCAAAUAAGCUUUACCAUGGGCAUCCGUAGAGAGUUGUGUCAAGUGGGAACAUGCCUGUUGUUGGAUUCUUUAUAUCACAGAGUUAGACAGAAAAGAUCCACAGAAGAAUAUAUUAACACUGCAGCAACAAAUUAGAGGUUUUGUUCGUCUCACGAGUUGUGUCUUUGAUUAAUUCUUGCUCUUUUUUGGCGUUAAUAUACACUGUAAGAAAAAAUCUGUAGAAAAACGGACAAUGACAUGGCAGAAAAUUACCAUUAUCAUUUCCGUUCAACUUUGAUUACAGUCAAUCAUAGUUAUUUGAAGCUUUUUUUCUUACUCGUAUUUUGUUUUGUGUUCACUGUAUACAGGUUUUGUGCUUUCUAAAAAUGCAAUUUUAUAUUCUAUAUUACUCAAAAUACUCCAAAGAAUAUUAUCACAAUGCUCAGAUAAUCCAUUUUCUGAUACUAAAAAUAUGAAAUAACAAAUUGGUUGUCCAAUCAGACAGAUUUCACCCUGUGUGCAUGCAAAAAUAACAGUUACGUACAAACCAGUUAACGCCAAACAAAUGGAGUACGCACUUUAUGCAUCUAAAUGGAAAUUAGACAAUGUAAAAUAUUUAUAAUGCAUUUAUAAUAUUGGACAUAUGAAAGCCUGUGGGUAAAACCCACACUCAUAAACACAAAGCUUUAUUUUUACAGAGAAAUGUGUUUAUUAAAAUGUCAGUGUACAGAUCUAAGAGCAUAGGCUACGCUUCUAAUUUUCUUAAAUAACAUCUGAUUUCAAAAAUCUGUCAGAGUAACUAGUAAUAAUCUAUUAAAGGUCAUGAUUAGGAUUUUGACAGCUCGGUUCAUAAGGGUUGCAGUGAUGUUUAUUGCUCUGUAUUGCUUUAAUCUGACAGCAAUGUAAUACUAUAUAUGUACAUAUAUAUACACUAGCACACAAGCAAUAGAUCUUAAUUGCUUUUGAAAUUAAUAAAUAAAUCUU